AUGAUCCCCAAGCCCGCAUCCGUUUUGGCCUUGACGAUGGUCGUCUGCAUGUUUGGCACAGUCUAUUCCAAGCACGCUCACAGCUUUGCCCACUUCCACGGGCCGGUGGAGGGCCAUCAUCAUGAAAUAACCAUUCCCGAUAAGCAUGGACAUCAUCACACCGUCGAUUACGUCGCUCAUCCCAAGUAUAAAUUUGCCUACGGCGUCGAAGAUCACCACACCGGAGAUUUCCACGGGCAGAAAGAGCACCGCGACGGUAAACACGUAACGGGUGAAUAUACUAUCAAAGAGCCAGGUGGCAAUAUACGGACGGUCACUUAUCACGCCGAUCCACACGGCGGCUUUUUCGCCCACGUCCAUAAUAGUGGCGGUAACGACCACUCGGGCGGUACUUAUGGCGGCCACGGAGCCUACGAGCAGCACGACCAUGGUCAUCACGGGCACUAUUAA
Trichogramma pretiosum is the source of this 450-nucleotide messenger RNA. RefSeq names its product histidine-rich glycoprotein-like. NCBI's taxonomy places the organism in Eukaryota, Metazoa, Arthropoda, Insecta, Hymenoptera, Trichogrammatidae. The record is from RefSeq and is a predicted model, not a curated record. The transcript has 3 exons. Gene Ontology annotation, cellular component: extracellular matrix. The coding region runs from base 1 to 450 and encodes 149 amino acids.